AUGCAGCCGUCCAUUUCCAAGCCUGCACGCCAUCGUCGCCGAACGCGCCACAAUUUCCAUUCUUGUUCCACCGCUAUUCCUGUCCAAAGCGAUAAUCCGAGCGAUGUGUACGAGAAGAUAGAUACUGAUGAACAUGUCAACGAUCCAUCGUCAAUCAUACCAGCAAUCAAAAUAUUUCCACCAUUUCCACCAACUCUAGACGUUCAUCUACCGCCAUUACACGAUGUCUCUUCUUCUGCCUCAACACCUUUGCGUGCCGUCGGAUUUUCCGACACUAAAGCUAAAAGGUCAGGACUACACGCUAAAGACGCAGCAAAUCAGCGGACUAGUAGAUCAAAAGGAUUGGCUCGUCGACCGAGUGGGAGACGAUGGCGUGCACAUCCUUCGGAUUACGAUGAAGUAGUGGCACAGACCCAUUUGUACAAGCUUUCGGUCCCUCCUUCUCAUACAGGAAAGAGACGAGUAGCUGUGUAUUACACUUGUGAACAAAUCGCGCUUUUCAAAUUUCAAAAAUGGAUAAGUACGCGUGAACGUCGUGCUGAAGUCAUAGAGACGAAGGAAAUUGAAAACUCGACAAAGACAGCGCGAAGUAGUAAUGACCUAGCUUGCUGGAAGAGUACAAUGUAUUUGGAGGUUCUGCACUUGAGUUACACUCCGGAUAACGCGAUUGAGACUAAUGUUGAUGCCCACGAUUCAUUAUCAAAAGCAGCUCUUCAGCAAAGACAUAUUCUCGUUUUUGAGACAGGUUGCUGUGUCUUUUGGGGAUUUAAUCGAGAACAAGAAGAUAGGCUUCUAAAGCUACUAACGCCGUUUUCUUCGAGUGAACUAAGCCAGAUUGAUGCACAAGUGAUGGAAUAUAGCUAUGGUGACCGAUCGAGUAUCGCAAAAGAUGCAAUUGUUUUAUGCACGAACAAUGUUGCUGAAAUGAUCGCGUUGUCGUUCGCGAUGGCCCAGUCGGCAACCCUCAGUGCGUUUGAGACUCGGGUGGGAUAUCGAAUUCGCUCGACAAAGAAUAUUCCUUCUAGUUUAUCGUCAGUGGGGUCGCUUCGAUAUUCUCACAACGACACGUCGAAACUGAUCGGACAAAUUUUUAUCGAGCUAGCUGACGUAAACAUUCACUCAAAUGUCCUUGACGAGCCAGAAUACUUUCUCAAAUUUCAAGACAAUAAUGGGUUUAAAUAUCUAUACGAGAAAAUGUUGAAGUAUCAGGAUGUGGCGAAUCGUGUGGUCAUUUUAAACAAGCGUCUUAGUAUCCUUCGUGACUUAUUUGGUGUCCUGAAUCAGCAGUUAACGCAUCACCAAGGCUCAAAACUCGAGUGGAUUAUCAUUUGGAUGCUUGUGUUUCAAGUCGUCAUUGCUAUCGGAUGGGAGAUCUUCCUCAAAGAUAUCGUAGGCUAUUUUCAUCAUGGAUAA
Messenger RNA from Plasmopara halstedii, 1413 nucleotides. RefSeq lists its product as uncharacterized. The record is from RefSeq and is a predicted model, not a curated record. The transcript is spliced from 4 exons. Lineage: Eukaryota; Oomycota; Peronosporomycetes; Peronosporales; Peronosporaceae. Bases 1 to 1413 code for a protein of 470 amino acids.